Messenger RNA from Onychostruthus taczanowskii (white-rumped snowfinch), 3272 nucleotides. Its product is annotated as granulocyte-macrophage colony-stimulating factor receptor subunit alpha-like. The transcript has 12 exons. Bases 174 to 1367 code for a protein of 397 amino acids. NCBI's taxonomy places the organism in Eukaryota, Metazoa, Chordata, Aves, Passeriformes, Passeridae. Gene Ontology annotation, molecular function: cytokine receptor activity; protein binding. Gene Ontology annotation, cellular component: external side of plasma membrane; membrane. Gene Ontology annotation, biological process: cytokine-mediated signaling pathway; immunoglobulin mediated immune response. The record is from RefSeq and is a predicted model, not a curated record.
UGCAGCAUUUGUUACUUAAUACUGUUAUGCAGUAAAACAAAGCUAACUGGCAGAGCAAAACAUUUUCAGAUUUCUGCAUGUGAAUACUACUACACGUUAAAGCGUCCUUGUUGCUGCAAACCUAAACCAAACAAGGUAAAAGAGGAGAGUUUUCCAAGAGGAGAGAAGGAAAUAUGUUUGAUACUCUUGGACUCAUUUGUAUGAUUUUGUGGUAUAUGAUGCUAUUUCAUCCCUUGCAUGCUGAUAUCCAGUGUAUGGAGUCAGAUGCACAGGAAUCACCUAUUACAAAUGUGAAUGUGGACUGGAGAAAAAUUGAACUGUCCUGGGAGACCAGCAGGAAUUUCUCUGAGUACAAAUGUAUCAUCAUGGACAGAGACAUGGAAUAUAUGGACACAGAGGUGGAUAGUCCACUAUGCAGCUUUCCAGUGGAGCUACACAUGCCUAUGCACAAAGGGGUAACCUUUAUCAUUGAAGUGCCAAACACAAACAUCUCAAAACAAUGCAGCUUUCUUCCUGGAGGCAUGAAGGGGUCAGCCAUUGAAAACUUCUCCUGUGUGCUUUAUAACAUCUUCCUCAUGAACUGCACUUGGCAGGCAGGAAGGGAUGCUCCAGCAGACACACAGUAUUUUCUCUACUGGCAGAAAUCAAGAGAGGACAAUCAGAUGGAAUGUGAGCUUUACAUUAAAGAUGAAAAUUACAGAAAUGUGGGAUGUAUCUUCCAAAACGUGAGCAUAGGGAUUGAAAAAGCUUACUUCCUGGUGAAUGGGUCUAGCAAAGACUCUCUGAUCCAGUUCUAUGAUGAGUACAUUGACCUGUAUGAAAUUGAAAUACUCACUGCUCCAUUAAAUGUCACUGCCCAUUGUACCAGAGAUCCAACAGGCUGCAUAAUUACAUGGCAUCCACCCCUUACAAGUCAUGUUGAAAAUACAAAGUGUUUUCAGUAUGAAAUUAGCAUACAAAAUAAGGAUGAGCCCAAAGAAGAGAAAAAGCUUCCUCGUGUAAGGAAUGACAGAUAUGAAUUCCAAAAUUACAAUGAGAAAAAAAGAUACACUCUGAAAAUCAGAGCACGUGGAAAAAACUGUCUUGUAAGCUCAAACUGGGGGGAAUGGAGUGAACCCAUUGAGUUUGGUCAAGGGAAAGAUUACUUUAUUUUUGUUAUUUUAUUUCUGAUUGCACUUGGAACAAUCUCAAUUACGCUUCUACUGUAUUGUCUUUUCAAAAGGUACUGCAGUUUCAAGAACCUAUUUCCUCCCAUACCACAGCCAAGAGACAAAUUCAAUGCAUUAACUGAUGAAGAUAUCCAGACAGAGUAUGUAAAUCUACCAACAAAAAGUCAUGCUGAGAAAAUAACUACAAUUGAAGAAUGAUCCAACAUUCCAAAAACACACCUGACUCCCCAACACGAAAAUUAUGGAUCUGCUGACAAGUACUUCAAACCAGCCUAUAAAAGGACACAAUCACCUACAGAACUGUUUGUCCCCAUAAAACCCACUUAAAUGGAGAUGAAAAAAAGGGAGAAAAAUCACUGAAAUUUGUUCUUUUCCCCUUGUUCAAACCCACAACGCCUGGCAAUUAAGCUUUUCUGCAAGUAUCUACUCUGAAGAAGUGCCUAAACCUUGCUGAGAGGUUCUUCACAACGUCAGACAAGCCCUCUUAACCAGAAUAAAACUGUUAUUUCCUGUCAUCAUUGCCAUGAAGCUUCUUCCAUUAUGAUUUCCUGUAGGCUGACAGCCUUGCUGCAUAAUGCCACAGCAAUUUUACUGUAAUUUUUAUAUGCCCAGUUAUUUUCUAAAGCACAAACCAGAUAUUUAGAAUGUGUUUAAAUUUGGUCUUUGAUCUUCCAACCAGUAUCACCAAGCUAUCCCAAUAUGUACAAUUAACUUUAUGCAAGACAAGAACAGAAAAUAUAAUUAUUAAUACUGGUCUCAGUCAGCCAUUUCAUGAGCUCAGUAUUGCAAUUGUAAAGAGACCUCUGCAACACGAUGAUCCUGUGCAGUUUUAGUAUGCGCUUAAGUAACACAAAUAGCAUUGAAAGCCUUCAAAAAAAUCCAAUAAUUGUGAGAAAUGAAAUAAAAUCUAGUAUUUAAUAGCUAGAUAUUAAAUGCAAAAAUUCCUCACAACUGUAUUUGUUUCUCCCUUCAAAGGGUGCAAAUGCUAUUUCCAAUGCUUUUAAAAAAUAAUAUAGGCUUUAGAUGCCAGUAUUUUCUUUUACAAAUGCUAGUUUCCUGUUCAUACUUCUCAAAAUGAAUGAAAUUCAGUGUUUCAAUAAGACAGAGAACAAAUGUUUUUUUUUAAAAGUCUCAUUUAUUGUUUGCCUCUUACAUCCCUAAACUGCAUCACACAUUGGAAAUUGCUGCUGCAUGACUAAGGGAAGCCAUAUAUUAAAAAAAAAACAAACCUGAACACCACAAAUUAGUUCAUAUUGAAUGUACAGCACAGGGAAAUUGCAGUUCGACUUAAACUCUUUGUCCUGGUUUAGGGUAAAUUUGGGAGGAUUUGCUUCUUUUCCUAUUUCUUUUGGUUAAACCUUGUUCUGAAGGGGAGAUUGGGUGUAAAAGCCCUGUCCCUGUCAGGGGCUGCUGAAGUAACAUUUGGUUUUUCCCACAAAGAUUAAGCUCUCUCACAGGGAGGUAUCCCACCAUUAUCUCUACCCUUGCAAGGCACUGAUACAGAAAGAAACCUGAUUAAUAUGUUUAUGUAGAAAGAAUGGCUUCCCCUGCUCCCCAGCACACUGACUGGCAGGGUUAACACCAAAUGACCUGCCUGCACGACAGGGAGCUGCUACUGCCGCACAGGAUGUAAGAACCACUUGCAGCAGGUACAUGAAGUUUGCCAGCAGCCUGUGUACAAAGUAGCUGUGUGAUGUCCUUACAUUCACAGAAAGAUGUUGAAAGCAGUGCUUGUGCAACAGUGAAAGGAAAAAGGUAAAGUACACUCAAGAGGAAGGUAAUAACCAGCCAAAGCCAAGCAGGUAAUUUAAAUACUUCAUCUGGAAUAGCAAUCUCAGAAGGCACACAGAAGAACUCAAGACAGCUCAGUCAGCCUUCAAUGAGUCAUACAAUGACAUAAUUUUCCUUUCUCAAGAUAUAGGGAGAGCUCUUAAAACAUGAAGAUUAACACCUUGUUUUCCUCUACUGGUCCCUCCAUGUCUUUGCAGGUUACAAAGUACAAAAGAUUAUAUACAUAUGAAGAACGGCACAUUAUCUCAAAUAUUAUUACAUUAUCUCAAAGAGCAGUUAUGAGAAAUGACUCAAUCUGGUCUUCUGACCAUC